Oncorhynchus mykiss (rainbow trout) is the source of this 2281-nucleotide messenger RNA. The record is from RefSeq and is a predicted model, not a curated record. Lineage: Eukaryota; Metazoa; Chordata; Actinopteri; Salmoniformes; Salmonidae.
CUGUUUGGCCUUUAGGCCUGUUUGUGUCCUCUGAUGCCCAGAUAGAGGCAUGUAACCCGGGCAGGGCUGUUUGGCCUUUAGGCCUGUUUGUGUCCUCUGAUGCCCAGAUAAAGACAUGUAAUCCGGCUAGGCAUAUGUAAGUACCAGGCCAGGGCAGUGGCUUUUGUCCCAGGCCAGGCCAGUGGCUUUGUGGCCUAUGUGCCUAUGGGCCUUUUCUGGGUUAGCAGGCCCCUGUGGGGGAAAAAAAAAAAAUGAUUACCCAGGCCUGGCAUGAACACUUGACCCGGUGAUUGUGAGUCAAGCGCCCUAACCAUUAAGCCAUACAGCCUUUCGUGAGUAAAGAGACAGCGAGGUGAGGUCAAAUUCUCCUUCCCCGUCCAAUUAGUCCCAUAUUGGGCCACAGCUGGGGCUCAUUGAGCCCUUGUUAGGGUUAGUUUGUUUGGUGGAUCAAACAAAGAGACACGGAGGAAGGCCGGAGAGAGAAGCCAUGAGCAGCAGACCAAGACGCGACUGUGGACUUUGUUGUAAACAGAAUAUUGUGCGGCUAGACCGACAUUUAAAGGCUGUACAUGGACUUAAGUUUGGUACUAUGGAGUGGACGAACGCUAUGCAAUUUAGCCGGUUUUCGAGUGAGAGACAGCAGCCCGAAUCGGGGCAGUAUAUGCAGCCUGACAACGGUGUUGAACCGCGGCCGGAGGACCCUGUGAUUUUGGAGUGUUUUGAAAGUGAGUUGUCCGUGGAGCAGCAGCCUGUGGACGAGGGUGAUCAGACGGCAGGUGCGUCGGCGGCGGCGGUGCAGCCAGUCAGUCAGGUCGGUAGUGAACUGUGCUCGGAUCCGAGGGAGCAAGGCUGUGACGUGGCGACUUCCACGGAGAGCGAGAGUGAUGAGGACGGCGGCGGCGUACCGUCCCGAAUGGAGGUUUGGAGUAAUGUAAUUUUGACUGAAUAUGAACAAUAUAUUACGGGUAGACAACCUUCAGUUAAACGAAUUGACAAUAGUCGCACCAGUAUAUCCCGAGUACGGGAAUUCCUCCGCAUUAUGUCAGAGGGCAAGGCCGAUGAAGGACUGUGUUUUCUGGAUAACUACAGACGUGUGUAUGAGUGGUAUGGUCAAUGUGAUGACCGUGGUUUGGCACCAUCCACGUUAAAAAUGUACCGGGCCGAUAUUCGAGGUUUCCUGAAUUAUCUCAUUCAGUUCCGGCCAAAUGGUAUGCAAGCUAAGGUCGUUGGAAUUCGAAAGAUGUUACUCUGCUUGGCGAAGAUGGACAGGGACUCACGGCAGAGCCAGGCAACUCAUAGGGCAAAAUUCCGCCAACGCUGCAGGGACGAGGUGCUCAGCGCUGCGGAUUUAAAACGCUUUGUUGAGCUAAGCAAUCAAGCCAUUCCUUCAGUUCUCAGUAGGCUGGAGGUCCGUGCCACCUGCUCUGACAGGCGUAGGUUUGCAGCUCUCAUGUCCAGCCGGUUGGCCAUAUUUAAUGGCACUCGACGAUCCCCAGUCACCAUGUUUAGUGAGAGUGAUUUCAAUGAAGUAACCCCGGAAGGUGGGGGUUAUCAGAUGUGUGUAGCUAGCCACAAAACAAACUAUAGCUUUGGGGAGUGCAGAAUUGUUCUAUGUCAGGAGGAAUACACUUGGCUUAAACGAUUCCAUCAAAUCAGGCCUCAUCUGAGUGGAAUGACCUCAGAAAUAGAACUCUUCUUUUUCACAUCCUGCGGUCAACCUUACGGUAAUCUGUGUGAGUAUGUGGGGCAAAUCUUUGCAGAGUUUGGUAUUGGAAGUAAAGUGACCUUCGGUACAAUUCGACGCAGUGUUGCCACAUUGAACUUUAACCAAGGCUUGGAUACAGACCGAGGAACUGUGGCUGACCAUAUGUGUCACUCUCUGGAAACGCAGGCACGCCACUACCGGUACCACAAUUUGCCCAAAAAUGCCAGCCGGGCCCGGGCACUGAUUGAGGGACAAAUCAAUAAAUGAUUAACUGAUUAAUUAAAGCAUAUUUGUUUGAAAUUCACCCUUGUAUUUGUGUCAUUUAUGCAUUAAAAUGAUUAAAAAUGUGUUUCAAAAUACAUUUACCUGGACUCCCAAUAUGAAGCCCCAGUACUUUAAAAAAUUCACUGGAGUGCGCCAAAGCUACAAUAUAUAUGGAGGAUUCUAAAAUCCAUUUACCUUUGGCGCCCUCCGGUGAAUUUUCCCCAGUAGUGGGGCUCCAUAGUGGGAUUUAAUAUUAGAAUGACCGGUAAAAGUAUUUAAAACAGUUUUAUAAUUUUUGGGUGACCAGGUGCA